Molecule: messenger RNA, 1397 nt
Organism: Linepithema humile (Argentine ant)
Lineage: Eukaryota; Metazoa; Arthropoda; Insecta; Hymenoptera; Formicidae
Product: FMRFamide receptor-like
Biological process (GO): G protein-coupled receptor signaling pathway
Cellular component (GO): plasma membrane
Molecular function (GO): G protein-coupled receptor activity
Source: RefSeq, a predicted model, not a curated record
AUUUGUUCUACCACGCACGAUAUCGUAUACAUAUAUCAGAGCUCGGCGUUAGUUGCACAUUCCGGCUCGAUUCUUGAGACGACGCCUCCCGCUCUCCCACUACCGCGCGGCUGCUGACGGCCGAGUCACCGAUAGCCUUGAUUCAGGAGCGUCAAAUGUGCAACUAACGCCGAGCUCUGCUAUAUAUAAUGCACCAGUUCUUAAAACAGCUUAAUCGGUCUUCAGUUACAAUGUGCAAUGGUGUACAAUGGUGUACAUUUUUUAUUAUAAUGUACUUCAAAAAAUGAGUUUAAAUUACAUAAUUACUAUCUAAUUAUUACUUUCCAAUGAUAAAUCUCAUUUCUCAUUAACAACUGCUGGAAACGAUUUAAAAAAUCAUUAAUCAAUCCGUAAAAAUGAAUGACACAGAUGUGUUUGAGGACGAUGAGAAUAAUAAAGAAAUUGAUUCAUUACUUAUUACAAUCGAAACUGUUGAAGUGAUGUCAAGGUACUACGUACCGAUUUUAUUGUGUCUUUCUCUGUUGGGAAACAGUCUGUCCGUAUAUAUGUUUCUCUGCACGAAGCUACGUUACUCCUCGUCCAGCAUCUACCUAGGUGCACUUGCGAUAAGCGACAUCGGUUUUUUAGUGACGUUAGUCGAAUAUCUGCCCAGACCAAUAAAGAAAAUAAUUGAAGAUGAAUAUGAAUACGAUAUCGUUAUCAUCUAUAUUACUAGUUCGCGAAUGUUAUUUGCUUUCCUGAGUGUGUGGAUUGUAGUGGCCUUUACUGUUCAACGAUAUAUAGCGAUCAAGUGGCCGCUACUUCGUCGCUCCGUGUGCACAGUCAAACGAGCGAAAAUUGUGGCGAUUGGACUGGCGGGUUUAGCUGUUUCAUACUCUAUCCCAUGGUUUACUAUGAAUGCAAUCUACUGGCUUCAUGACGAAAAUGAGCUGACAAACUACAACUACUGGUGGUGGAUUUUAAAUACUAUUAAUACUAUUAUAACAUUUGUUUUACCUGCAACAGUGAUAGCAAUUCUUAAUGCUCUAAUAAUGUAUAACAUCCGCAAGCAUAAUCGUAUUCGAAAAAACUUGAUUUUAAGUUCUGCUGCAUCGAAUAGGAAAACACAAAGUUUGGACGGUGAAACAUCACACAUUAAAGUCACAAAAAUGCUUGUUAUCAUUUCAAGCAUAUUUAUAUGUUUAAAUACACCUUACCUAAUUUUCCGACAAUUUAUUCCCUUGGAUGAGAUACAAGAGGUCGGUGAUGAUAAACUUUUAUACCCACUUUUUUUCAUCAGCAAAUUAUUAUGGUUAACAAAUUACGGAAUAAACUUUUUUCUUUAUUGCGCAAUUGGCAAGAACUUUCGUAGAGAAUUGUUGCGCAUAUUUAUGAAACGUUCGGAUAGUAGAAGAAAC